AUGACACUACCUACGACGCCCGGAGACAUGAUUGGGUAUUCGAUCAGAUAUUUGAUUCUCUUAAUUCUCGUCGGUAUCCCUGUCGAGAGCCACAGCUGGGUUGAAGAAGCGGUGGUGGUCGACGAGCAUGGUCAGCGAAUCGGUCCUCUUGGCUACGCGAGAUGCAAUGUGUUUCGCAUUCCCGGGGUUGAUGUUGACCAGGAAAUGACUUACAAGCUUCCCCAAGCACCCAAGUCGCAAGUGACCAGUACUGACAACAUCUGCAGUGAUCGACAAGCACAACUAGUCACGGCACUAGCACUGCAGGCCGCACCGGGUGAUGUUGUCUCACUCCGGUAUCAAGAGAAUGGCCAUAUCGCGCUACCCGAGGCUUCCCCGGGCAAGCCUGAUUCUGGUGUCGUUUUUGUUUACGGGACGUGGCAUCCGGUACCCUCGGCAAAAUUCCGAGAUAUUCACCGCGUUUGGGGCACUCUGGAGCCUGGAUCGAACGAAGAGGAGUUUCUCCUGACACGGUCCGCUUUCGACGACGGACAGUGUUAUCAGGUCAACGAGGGUCAGAUUUCCAGGCUUCGUCAAGCCACCUUCCCUCACGAGAGCAGCCCUCCCGAGGGUGAGAACAAGUGGUGCGCGACAAAUUUCACUGUGCCAAGAUGGCAUACAUGCAGAUCAGCAUCAGGAGCACCGUCCUCUAUUUUGACCGUUUACUGGAUAUGGGAUUGGCCAGGCAGUCCUGGAAACUCGUCCGCGGAGCAGUACUACACCACAUGUUUGGAUGUUAUUGUCUCAGGGUGA
Molecule: messenger RNA, 792 nt
Organism: Cyphellophora europaea CBS 101466
Lineage: Eukaryota; Fungi; Ascomycota; Eurotiomycetes; Chaetothyriales; Cyphellophoraceae
Exons: 2
Coding region: 1-792 (263 amino acids)
Source: RefSeq, a predicted model, not a curated record